UUUAUAUUUUUACUUUUACGCUUCACAGCCACGCUUAAGAUAGCAAGAUCUUUAGAAUGCUACAAAUGCAAUGAGAGCUGGUCAGCGACAAUGUGCUUUAAAACUUCCCGGAUCGAAACCUGUCAAUAUGGACCUAAGUCUGUCUGCAUGGCUGUUGAUGCCUCGGUAACAAAUUUGAAAGGAGAGAAAUCGGUUCUCUUCGUAAGACAGUGCGCAUCUAAAAAGGAAUGUCAUUCCUCACAGCCGUGCAAUGAUAUAAAACUUCACUUGUGGAAGGAGAAGCCAGGUCUGCUAGUCGAGCCUAACUGCCGCCCACAGUGUUGUUCUUCUAAUUAUUGCAAUCAUCCCGUACCAACUCCUAAUCUACGGAAAUCAAGCACUCGCAAAAUUCUCCCAACUGCAAUUUCACGUAAGUCUCCAAAAAAGUGCUUCAAAUUGGAACCAGAGUUCGUUUCAAAGCCGAAUCAUGUAAGUCACCCACUAGAGAAAAACUGCUCUACAAACGAUGAAUCUGAUUCUUGUUUUACAUUGCAAGCACAGGUGUUAGAGGUGAAUACAAGGGAAGUUCUUAAAAUUGCAGAAUGGAAAGAUUGCGCAACAGAGAGCCGUGACUGCCGUGAAAUCGACAACAGGUGUACCAUGCUGCGGGAGCUGGCGAUGAGCCUGGGAGCUGAUGUAGGAAAUUGUAAUGUUAAAUGCUGUAAAGAAGAUCUUUGUAAUGCUUUUAUGGCAGCCAGUUUUCCAACCUUUAACCAAUUGGAGAUUAUAGCUAAUCGUGCUCGAAGUACCGGGAAAUGCGAACAGUCUCUUUUGCUUAAAGUUCUUCUUGUCUCAGUGUUGGUACUCAGAGUGUAAAAUGAACAGAUCUAGACCAAAUGUUUUUCAAAUUUGAGGCCGUAGUGAUAAUGAAUUCAUUUCAAAUUGACGACAACGUUAAAAUUAGCUAACAGCCCCGCAUAAUUCUUAAAUACCUAAAAAAGGCUUUGAAACUGUAAAAAAGGCUAAACUUAACUACAACACCAAAUCAAAUUCGUCAGCUAUAACCUGAACCGUUUCACAAUUCAAUAGUACAUGGAGGGGUUUUCGAUACCCAAUUUUCCGUUAUUAUUAUCGAUAAUGUUUCAAUUUUUUCCACAUAUAAAUUAUUAUGCACGAAGGGAUGGGAACUUAUCGGACUAAUGAAAAAGCGGUGAAAUCGCGCUGGGAGGCGAGUUACCGUAUUAGAGUACCAGCUUCAUACUACUAGUCCACUACUGCACAACUAGUCUUAUAACCAGUUUUCACUCACAGUUUUGUUUCGUCUUUGUUAAGUAAAAUUGAUGCAAUUAUUGUAGCGCAUCUUUCGAGACAUUUCAGUUCUAUACCGUGGCAACCGUCACUGGAGUGUUACUGUUGUUAAUGGUUAAAUGACGACCUUGAAUCGACGCACUUUUACGUUCGCAUGCUACUGAGAGAAUGCUGAAACUGAGUCCCCGUUUCAACGAUCCAGUCAGUCCGCUUCAAAACACAAAAUCGAUGAAAAAGGUGAAAGCUCCCAAGAAAGGACAUUUGAGAAAGCCUUGUCUAUGUUUUACAUGUGGAUAUCUUAUCAACAGAGCGGGUUCGGGUCUCAAUGUGCCUCAGCCAGAUUCAAACACCCUUGUUCCUCCCAGGCAUUGUUUUCCCAUUUUUAUUUAUUUAUUUAUUUAUUUAUUUAUUAUUUUUUAUUUUUUAUUUUUU
Messenger RNA from Orbicella faveolata, 1719 nucleotides. RefSeq lists its product as uncharacterized. The record is from RefSeq and is a predicted model, not a curated record. NCBI's taxonomy places the organism in Eukaryota, Metazoa, Cnidaria, Anthozoa, Scleractinia, Merulinidae.